Messenger RNA from Pantherophis guttatus, 3617 nucleotides. RefSeq lists its product as uncharacterized. Gene Ontology annotation, biological process: extracellular matrix organization. NCBI's taxonomy places the organism in Eukaryota, Metazoa, Chordata, Lepidosauria, Squamata, Colubridae. The record is from RefSeq and is a predicted model, not a curated record. Gene Ontology annotation, molecular function: extracellular matrix structural constituent conferring tensile strength.
UGGAUCACAAGUGCCAAAGGUUAGUGUGGAGAAGCUAAGCUGCAGACAACUGCAAUGGAGACUCUUAGGGGAUACCAGCCAUUGGGCUUCCUCUGCCUUGUCUUGCUGUUGGGGGGGCUGACUCCCCCUAGUGUUGCCCAGUUCAACUGGUGGCUGUAUUCAAAUUCGAAGGCUUUGACUACACCUGCUAUGAUUCCCCAAGAGGCAAAAACUGAUGUGAAGCAGUUUUCUGUGCCUACGGUCCGGAGUAGUUCCAUUCCUCAUAACACACCAGAUACAACUGCACAAGAUGCGACUACUGAACAAAUCCUAGAUUUGUCAAGUUCAUCUGGUAUAACAAAGGAAGAUGCUUUUGAUAAUAGCCUUUCUGUUUCAACCUUCUUUGAGGGCAGCGCUAUGGAAGAAGACUCUGAAUUCCUAAGUGUCCAGACCACUUCAAAAGUCCUCACAAGUUCAGUUCAGCAAUCCACUAUCACAGGGGAUUCUACAGCAAGACCAAUUAAUGUUACUUCACAGUGUGUCUGUCCAGCAAUACCUGGUCUGCCUGGUCCAAAGGGAGCAAAAGGUGACCAGGGUCCCCCUGGCAAACCUGGCUAUCCUGGCAUUCCAGGACUUCAGGGACUACCAGGGCCAGCAGGUCCAGCAGGACCAACAGGUCCACCAGGACCACCAGGUCCAUCAGGACCAGAAGGUCCACCAGGACCACCAGGUCCAUCAGGUUCAACUCUUCCUAAAAUCUUGGACUUCACUGAUACUAAGGUUGGAGAAGAGAAGAGAGCCAGUAUUAUAGAAGGGCCUCCUGGUCCACCAGGUGUAUCUGGUCAUCCAGGACAUCCAGGACCCCAAGGAUACCCAGGACUUGAAGGCCCCCAAGGUCCCCCUGGCCUCCCAGGACAUGAAGGCCAGCAAGGGGCUCCGGGGCUUCCUGGGGCUCCAGGCCAACCUGGUGCUCCAGGAGCCACAGGACCCUCAGGGAUUCCAGGGCCAGUGGGGUUGGAGGGUCCUCCCGGAGUCCCCGGCCCUGAAGGUCAUGCAGGAAUUCCAGGCCAGAUUGGGUCACCAGGAUUACCAGGCUUGCCUGGACCAGAAGGUCCUCCAGGAACAAAUGGAUCUCCCGGAAAGAACGGCUCAAAGGGAGAGAAAGGAGACCGUGGUGAACCUGGGUUGCCAGGCAAACCAGGAGAAACUGGAGAAAAGGGAGCUCAGGGUCCACCUGGCUUACCUGGCUUACCUGGUAGUAAUCAGUGUAACUCUGAAGUCGGUGUUCAAGGUCCUCCUGGCCCUAAGGGUGAAAAAGGAGAACCAGGAAAAGUGGAAUGUAGCAGCUGCAAGGAUGCAAGAAGUGACAUUGAUUCUUGGGUAACUUUUAUCUACCAAAAGAAAUUGAAAGAAGGUGUAGAGGCUAACCACGGACCUCCAGGCCCUGCAGGAAAGCCUGGCCCUCCAGGUCCUCCUGGACCACCCGGUGUACUUUAUAUAAAUAGAGUGUACCCAGUCCGACCCAGGCCACAUUGCAAGCAGCCGGUGAACCAGGAUCCAUGUCUUGAUUCAGAUACUGAACUUAUGAAGGAUUCUCCUGACAAUAGCCAGAAUGGAUAUAAGCAUGCCACCUGGACCUUCAGUUCAAAAGAGCUCAUGUUGAAAUCCGCUUCCUCCAUUCCUGAAGGCAGUUUGGUCUACAUCAUUAAAGAGGCUGAAGCUUUCUUCAAGACCCACAAAGGAUGGAAAAAAAUUGUGAUGGAGGAUUCCACGCUUCUAUUUGCAGCUGAUGACCCUUUGGUGUCUACGGAAGAUAACCAGCUUGAUGAAAGAAACAUAAUAAUUCUGACAAUUGCACCAACAAGCAUCCCCCAGAGGAUUCCUUCACUCCGCCUAGUAGCACUAAAUUUCCCUUUGACUGGUAACAUGAGAGGGAUUAGUGGAGUGGACCUACAGUGCCAUCAUCAGGCCCAAGAGGCAAAUCUGCAAGGAACUUUCCGAGCCUUCCUGUCAUCAGAUACCCAAAGCCUUAGCUCAGUUGUGAAGAGAACAGACAGGAAUUUGCCACUUGUUAACCUUAAGGGUCAGCUAUUGGCAACGAGCUGGAAUUCCCUCUUCAGAAGGCAUGGAAUUUCUGAUUUCAAUACCAAGGAGUACCCCAUCUAUGCGUUCAAUGGGCUGAAUGUUAUGACCGACCCUGCAUGGAUCAACAAAGCUGUCUGGCAUGGCUUGGUGCUUCAGAUAAACCACUCCAAAAUUCAAGACUGUGAAAACUGGAGAAAAGCAUCCAAAUAUUUAACAGGACAGGCCUCUAUUCCGCUGAAGGACAUAUUCCUCCUGGAGACCAGCUGGAGAUGCUCAGAUCGCCUGAUAGUUUUGUGCGUGGAAAAUUCUUUUGGUAGCACCUAGAAGGAACAUAUUAUUAGUCUGGCAGGGAACAAAAAGAAGGCCUUAGUUACCAUCGUGGUUGGAACAGUUUGAAUGAAAGAGGCCCAUGCAUUAAGGUAUUAGGAUGCAAAGCACAUGUUGGGAAAUGAAGUGUGCAAAGAACCAAGGCCACUCAUUAUCUUACUGCAAGCUGCCAGAACUUCUUGUCUUUUGGUCUCAGUGUAUAGAUAGAGACCAUUUAAAAAUAUUAUAUUUGCAUAUACAUAUAAUUCAUAUAUAUUUCUUGGUCAAAAUAUGGCAUUCAUUAGUCACACUCAUGUUCAAGAAAUAUUAAGUGCCUUUAUUUCUAUAAAAUUCUUGAAAAGGGAAUUCUGUAAUAUCUGACAAAGAGAGAUCUGCAAGUUACUAGGUUACUAGCACAUCUACAGUCUUUAAUAUCAUGGAGCUGUUACUUCAAAAACUAAUGAGAUAAAUAGUCUAAAUAUUCAGUUCCCCAAAAACAUAGCAUGCACUGAAAGCUGUGUUUCUCAAUCUCAUCAACUUUAACGGAUUUCAACUCCCAGAAUUCCGCAACUAGCAUACUGGCUAUGAAAUUUCGGACAUGGAAAUCUACAUAUCUUAAGGUUGCUGAAGUUGAGCACCACCAACCUAAAAUAUUCUUGGUCAAAUUAACAUAUCUGGAAAAGAGCCAAAGAAAGAGGUUUUGUGAUCAUUUCCUCAGAGUAUUAUUUAGUUUUUAACCACAAUAAAGUUUGAGCUACUCUUAUAUGUAGAUCCCCAAAACAUACAUUAAUGUCAUGGAAAAUUGGUGUCCAUGAUAUUAUUGCCUCAAAUUUUAGGUUCAUUAUUAACAUUGAAAGUUGUUAUUAGCACUUUUGACAUGGCAGUCUUUUUUCACUUCUCUUCUGAGUCAAGGCCAUUUGUUUGCUAUGUGUGAGAAUUUACUUUUUCAACAACUACACAUUAGAAACAUAUUCUGAAAGUCCCUGAAUACACAUGGAAGUUUUAGGAAAGAAACACACUGGGAAAAGAGUAAUGUAAACUGGGAAAAGUUUACUUACUGGAAAAAAGAGUAAUGUGAACCAUAACUUUGCCACUUGUGGAAUGUUAUCUAGAAUCAAUGUUUUCUACUGUUCACAUGUAACCAAUAUUUUUAUUGCUUUCUGAUAUAUCACAUAUACUAAAUGUAUGUGUCAUUUGUUUCUCUACUGUAUUGACUCCUCUUAAUAAAUUCUUUUACUUUGCAUAAA